GCGAAGGUAGGUAAGCAUUACUUUACUCCUCUCUUUCCUCUUAUAUCGCCCUUUUCCUUUUUCUAAAUUCUAUUCUAAACAUGUAAUUCUAUUCGUGCAAUUUGUGCAUUAUUUAGGAAAUUAUAUAUACCAUAAUGUUUCUUCAACGUAGUUCUCGCUUAUUUCAAAGGCAAUGGCGACUUGGCCGAAGCCUAAGCCGUACCGCCGAAUCUCAAGUACGUGCCGCUAUGAUAAGAGGAUUCCAUUCGACUAGGAAUUUACAAGUGGUGAAACCAGUUCUACUAGCCGAUAUUGGCGAAGGCAUCGUAGAAUGUGAAAUAAUACAAUGGUUCGUCGAGACUGGCGCCCGAGUCGAGGAGUUCUCGCCCUUAUGCGAGGUCCAGAGCGAUAAAGCUUCCGUCGAGAUCACAAGUCGGUUCUCCGGCGUCGUGAAGAAGUUGUAUUACGAGGCCGGCGAGAUGGCAAAGGUGGGCAAGCCAUUCGUAGAUAUCGACAUACAAGGCGGCGCAAGCCAGGAAGCAUUAGACACACUCACCGCUCCUGAACCCGCGAGAGAAGGUGUCUCGGAACCUUUGAAUAGGGACUCGUUAAGCCAACCACCACAAACUCGAGGCUCUGCAGAUGGAGCCACCGAGGUCUCUGUACGAGAAUCGAACCCCCAACGACCUCCGGCGAGGAACGACAAAGCUAAAGCCAUAGCGGUUCCAGCCGUUCGAUUUCUGGCUAAGCAAUUAAAUAUCGACAUAAACGACAUUGAAGGGACAGGUAGAGAUGGCAGAGUUAUGAAGGAAGACAUCUAUAAAUUUAUCGAAAAGAGAGAUUCCCCUGCCCAGCCUGCUGGACAGAGUACUCUAUUCCCCAGCAUACCAACGGAGACGGAGAAGCAAACCGAGACUGCAGUACAACUCACUAAUACACAACUUCAAAUGUUCAAGACCAUGACUCGGUCAUUGACGAUACCUCAUUUCCUUUACGCCGAUGAAAUUGACUUCUCUCAAUUAUAUGAGCUGAGAAAACGGCUCAAUAAAGUCGUAGCGCAACUAGCGAGAGAGGGGGAAAUUUCAAAAUUAACUUACCUACCUUUUAUUAUAAAAGGCGUCUCCAUGGCUUUACACCAGUAUCCAAUACUAAAUGCGCGCGUUGACGUAACCGGCGAGGCCUCGAAGCCAACACUCGUCCAUCGCAGUCAACACAACAUUGGCGUCGCCAUGGAUACCCCCUCGGGGCUAUUGGUGCCCGUGAUUAAAAAUGUAGGAGCGAAGAGUGUGCUUGCUAUAGCUGCAGAACUAUCUCGUCUGCAGUCGCAAGCCACGGCUGGGAAACUGUCUCCACAGGAUCUGAGCGGCGGUACCAUAACCGUGUCCAACAUAGGGAAUGUUGGAGGCACGUAUGUCUCGCCGGUCAUUGUCGAGAAGGAGGUGGCGAUCCUAGGCAUCGGGCGCAUGCGCACAGUCCCAGCCUUCGAUGAUCAGGACAAGGUCGUCAAGAAGCACGUCUGCAACUUCAGUUGGUGUGCCGAUCACCGCGUCGUGGACGGCGCAACCAUGGCUCGCGCCGCCGAGGUCGUGCGCAAGAUCGUUGAGGAGCCGGACAUUAUGACCCUACACCUGCGAUAAUCUCACCUCCUUGUCCCUGAUUCCCUUGAUGCCCAAGAUAAGCGUCGGUUGGGAGACACUUGGAAACGCCACCUGCGUAACGCGUACCGGAUUUGCAUGCAGAGGAAGAUGCGAGGACAUGUAUGAUUUGACUUGGAAGAUAUGAUAUGUCAUAUAUAGUAGCAUAUAUUCGCAAGGCGAACCUGAUAGAGCAGAGCAGAGCAUAGCGUGUUCCCCUUUUAAUACUAGAGACGGCGUUUCUGCAGUACCUCCUCC
Molecule: messenger RNA, 1871 nt
Organism: Annulohypoxylon truncatum
Lineage: Eukaryota; Fungi; Ascomycota; Sordariomycetes; Xylariales; Hypoxylaceae
Product: 2-oxoacid dehydrogenases acyltransferase-domain-containing protein
Exons: 2
Coding region: 135-1616 (493 amino acids)
Cellular component (GO): cytoplasm; mitochondrion
Molecular function (GO): acetyltransferase activity; lipoic acid binding
Source: RefSeq, a predicted model, not a curated record